Messenger RNA from Xyrichtys novacula (pearly razorfish), 5907 nucleotides. The record is from the annotation of a GenBank genome assembly. Lineage: Eukaryota; Metazoa; Chordata; Actinopteri; Labriformes; Labridae.
GUCACUUGCUGAGCUGCGCCGUGAAGAUGGCGGAGGCUGCGGACACACCACAACACCGGUUUUUCUGUCACUGCUGUAAAUGUGAAACUAACCCCAAACUCCCGGUGAGUCGCUGUACUCUGAGAGUACCUUUAUACCUUUAUUCAUUCCACUCGUGCUGCUAUGGGAAUUAUUCAUGAUGUGACCACUAAGGGGGAGCAUACACCGUUUUUCUCAAGUUGACAGAUUGUUUUUUAAGAGUUUGCACUUGUAUUAUAAUGUAUGUGAUCAUUGUGGUACACAUAUGACGGUCAGUUAGUGGUGGUUUGUACGCGUAAAGCACGCGCCUGAAUCUCACAUGCGGGAGAUAGAGAAAGAGGGAGAGAGUCAAAUCUGGCGAUUCACGUUGCCAUAUUUAGAAGCACCACUGCGGGCGACUUUGUGUCCAGUUGUCUCCUGCCAACUGUGUUUGUGAGACGCAAAAAAGGGCUGGCUGACUGGCUGUCACCACAUGCGCCAGUAGCUGCACACAAACAGGGCUUUCUAAAGUGCUGCAUGACACAAAGCUGCACACAGAUGCUUUUAACGUGCACACAAUCUGAUAGGUCUUUGUAUCGUUCACUGUAACCUACUGAUCUAAUCGGGGACGAAUCUCCCCCUACUGCCACAGUUGUGCAGCGAAGAGUCAAGGCACAGAUAUUGUUGUUAUGGGACGAGGCACACGUGUGUUUGCAUGUGCGAAAUACAGUGUGUGAGUGAGAGGGACAGAGUGAAGCUGUACUGUGCAGCCAGAAUUAUGUGGACACGCGUGCAAAGAUCCAUUUGGUUUCUAUUUUUAGAGUGUGUUUUUGAGUUUAGUCUUUAAGUGGAGGAAGAAAGUUUAUUUUUUUUUCAGUUUGGUUAAAAAACAAAGCUAAAGGAAAUAAAACUACUUGAGCACCAUAAAAAAAUCAUUAGGUGUGCUUUUAACUAUGUGGCAAUUGUAAAAGAGAGUCACAGUUUAGUGAGUUAGUUCCCAAGCCUUAGGGGAGAGUGGGUUAAAAUGAGCCAUUUUUCAUAUUUUGGAUCACUUCAUCGAGGCAAUCAUAGUUUUCUCUCUUACUAGUGUAUCUGCAUAUAUUUCAAGGUGUUGUGCAUCCCUGCAAACCCACAGAAUGAGUGUGAACAUAACUGUCUUGAUAAUAUAGCAUGCCAAAAAAAGAGGUCUCCUAUGUUCAACUUACCCCGUAUAUGGGGUCUCCCUAAAUAACAGUCACUUCUUCACACUCGUGUAUUUUUAUCUAUCAUACACUAUUCAACUGGUACAAUAAUUCUUUUUAUUAUUAUUGUAUAUAACUGCUAAAAAGCUGUUUUGUAAAAAGCCAUUUUAACAUGAGAAUGCCUUUAAGUGAUUCAGAACAUUCACAACUGUAUUCUUGAAAAGAGAAAGUAACACCUUUUUAACAAUCUGAACUGAAACUCUGAUCCUCUCAUCAGACUCCUUUACUUUCUCAGUUGGGCCACUGACUCAACUUACCCCAGAACUUCUAUUAUGACUUUAUUAGUCCUCUAAGCGGGCGGCACAGUGGUGUAGUGUUUAGCACUGUCGCCUCACAGCAAGAAGGUCCUGGGUUUGAAUCUGGAUUAGGGCAUUUCUGUGUGGAGUUUGCAUGUUCUCCCUGUGUCUGCGUGGGUUUACUCCGGGUACUCCAGUUUCCUCCCACAUCCCCAAAACAUGCAGAAGUGGGCUUAGGUUAAUUGGCCACUUUCAAAUUGCCUGUAGGUGUGAAUGUGAUCGUGGAUGGUUGUUUGUUUCUAUAUGUCAGCUCUGCAAUGAACUGGCGACUUGUUCAGGGUGUCCCCUGCUUUCGCCCAAAGAUGCUGGGAUAGGCUCCUGCCCCCUUGCGACCCCAGAUACAGAAAUAAGCGGUAGAAAAUAAAUAGAUGGAUGGAUGGUCCUCUAAGCUAAAAUGGUGGACUUUAAUGUUAGGUUUUUGACCUCAUGUUGUAGUUCAUAGAAACCACAAUUGAUGUAUCACAAAUGAUCUUUUUUGGUCUGAACACAAUUCUCAUAAAACUUAUGACAGACUAAAUUCACUUUUGAGAGUAAAUGUCUAACCCCUUUACUCAUGUGCUUCUAACCUUCACAGACUCCAUGAAUUGAUGCCCAUCUCCUAAAUAUUUGGUCACAUGAUCAAUUUCUUUUACCAUUUCUAAGCAACAGGGGUUGGCUCAACUUACCCUUUGGCUCAACGUACCCCACUCUCCCCUACCUGUUGGCAUAGUGAUAACAAUACACACUAGUUUCCUUUGCAAACAAAAUGAGAUUACUUUUUGCCUGUACACUCAUUGAAAAAGUUGUGAAUGUAACUUUUAUUAUUUUUAUUCUUUGACAGGAUUUAGUCUGUCCUACAUGUGACUCCGGCUUCAUUGAAGAGGUAGCAGCAGACUCCAGGUACACAGCAGCUUUGGUGUUAAUAAUACCAUAAUUUUGAGAGUAUUUAGAAGUAUGUCAAAGCAUGAUAAUACGUAAGAGACAGUUCCAGGCUUAUGCACAGUUGUGAUGAUUUUUCUAAUACACUGUACAGUCUUCUGCAGGACAGUCCGCCAGCCUCCGGUGACGAUUCAAACUCGUUGCUCUCAGAAGUAUGUCCUUGAAAAUGGAGUUUUGAUAUAAACACUCGUCUUUCUCAGAGUGUGGUUUAACAUGUUUUUUUCUCCGGUCCUCAAAGUUAUGGCAGCUGCUGUUUAUGGAGCGCUCAGAUCUGCUGUCACAUCCGCCCUCCUCAGAGUCAGACGACAGCGAGCAGAUAUCUACGGGUCAGAGCUGUCCGUCUCCAACAACACCCCAAGCUGCUGAGGCCGGAGAACCAGAGAAUUCCCCCCUGCCUGAGCAGGAGAGGUCAUCCAGGCCUGAACAGUGGCCUGCAGUGGAAGGGUGUGUGGACACGGUACUCAAAAAAACAUCACUUAUUUAGACAUUUCUGACGCAGAGUGCAUGGAGAUAAACAAUGGGCACAUUCACUAACAUCCAUCUAGAUACCAUUUGAAAAUAUGAACAUGGUUUUAAGUUGCACAAAUAGAGAUCUUUAACUUCAUGGUGAACAUCAAUCAGUUGAUUAUCAGUACUGCUCAUCCUGUACCGAGCUGCCGAGGGCUGAACCCAGGGUGCAGUCUGACUUAAAUAUUUUUCUUCUGUGUUGAAAAUCUUUUCAUUUCUUAACACAGUUACUCUGGGUUAACAGGACAGGACAUAUAAACACCAGGCUCAUGUAAAAGUUUACUAGGAGAGGACAACAGGUUAGUUAGAUUGAGUCUCUUUCAAACAUGACUGCCUAGUUGGUGCAUCAGUUUCACUCAGUCGGUACAGCAGAUACAAAGGCCUCAGUCUUUGUCACACUGGUUGUAAGAUUAAUUCCCAGUCUGGUGUGGUGUAUUCCCUCCCCAUCCCAGAUCUCCUGUUUCUCUUACAAGCUCAAGACCUCCAUAAAUGUCUGAGUAUUGUCAAUACCUCCAUAGAUAUCAAAUAUCAAUCAAAUCUUUUAUGAAGAAAAGCUGAAGUAAUUGCUGUAACUUUUUUUCCAGAUACUACCCUCAACCAUCAGGACAAAGUGUUUCAUGUCAUUUCAAGUCUGGGGUCGAUGAGUAAUAUCAGGACUAAACCAAAACUGAUCAGCGUUACUGUUAUUGUCUUUUAACAGGCUAAUUUACCACUUUUUAAUUAAAUUAUCUUUUCAUUCUGAAGAGAUUAUUCCAACUUGAAAUUCUUCAUGACCUCAUAAUGAGGUUUUACAGUUGUUGUGUGACACUGUAUUUCCAUCAAGUUGGCACAUUGAAUAUGUAGAUCUUGAGGUUAUUAGUCAUAGCGUUCUACCCUCUCUGUCUCAGUAUUGCAGCCACUCCCGGCCUUUUCAGUAACUUUUUACUUUUACUCACUAGAACAACAUGCCUCAUUUGAUAAACGGACUGUUUUCAUCUAAAUCAUGGAGGCAUGGCUCAAAUUUAACAAGCUCAAUAUGUGGUUAUAAAAGCACACUGAUGCAGACAUCUGCUUUGUUUUCUCUUUUCUUCUUGUUCUCCUUUCAAAGAAUCGUGCAGCAGUUUUUAUCCGGCCUGUUUGCAAACAACGGAAACCCCGGUGCUGCACCAGCUACACUGUAAAGACCUUUCACUUCUAAAGAUUUGCAUCGUUUACUUUUGAUUUCAUAUGAGUCAGCUUUACUCACUCUUCUUCUCCCUCUCUCUCUGCCACUCUCCUCUUUGUUUUUCUACUAUAGGUCCAGCAUGCUACAGCUUUAUGGAAACCCUGGAGAUUAUGCGUGGGGUCAGGGAGGUCUAGACACUGUCAUCACAGAGGUCAGUUACAAUGAUUUGUGAGCAAUACAUGUCUCCACUAUCAGCUUCAGUGUGGUGUCUUCUUCUCUUCUUCCUCUUAGCCUCUUACAGUUAAACACAAACUAUAACCGUACUUAUACAUCUCCUUUUCAGUCCUUAUACCCAUAUUGUUCUUCUUAGUAAAAUGCUGUUGUUUUACUGCCUCUUUUUUCUGCUAUCCUUUAAUACUUAACACUGACUGUGUCCUCGUCUCUCUCUCAGUUGUUAGGACAGUUGGAGAACUCGGGUCCUCCCCCUGCAGAGAAGGACAUGAUCUCAUCCCUGCCUACAGUUUGCAUCUCUCAAGAACAAACAGGUAAUGAUGAACCUCAAAAACCACAUUAGACAUCGUUUGACUAAUUUGGCUUUUUGAUAUUGUGUUUUCACUUAAUCAUUAACCUCAACACCCACUUCUUUUUAUACCACACUUCUCUUAUCACUCCUACCUUUUCUUUACUUCUCUUAUUGCCUUUUCUCCUUCGUUUAUACUAUUUUACCUCCACUAUGUUUUCCUUUUUCCUGUUAUGGGGUCCCCCUUCUCUCACCUUUGCUUUCUUCUCUCACAAAGAGGUGCUUGAGCACAAAGCCAGGACAGGUAUCACUUGCACCUGUAAACCUCUGAAAAGUUUUAUCCAAGGUUUAUCAUGCUUCAGACUCUCAGUAAUGAGUAAAAAGUCUUUUGCCUUCACAGGGGCAAGAACUCUUUUUAUGACAGUGCUUUCUGUAUCUACCUCUCAUACCAUCUGGUUUGUCUUUGUGCGUCAGAGUGCAGACAGGAGUGUCCGGUGUGUAGGGAGGAGUACUCAUCAGGGGAAUCUGUUAGGAAACUACCCUGCCUUCAUAUCUUCCACAAUGAAUGUAUAGUGCCUUGGCUGGAGCUGGUAAGGAUGAUGAGUGGAUGUGGACGAAGGUUGUUGGCCUUUUGGAUUUGCUGUUGCUGUUUCCUGAAGCUGCACUUUAGAUGCUAAGCUCUUUAACAUGGAGAUAAAUUUGUUGUCUUUCCUUGUCACAGCACGAUACCUGCCCUGUUUGCCGCAAAAGCCUUAACGGUGUUGACAACAGUCUCCCGCCCACGUCAGAACCCCCAGACAUUCGCUCCAUCCAGACACAGCAACAGGAGAGACAGGCGGACUGACAAAUGGGCCAAUAACUCUACCUCCUUGAAGAGACACAGAGACUGCUUUGAAAUCAAACACAUCACACGCCUUGAUCCUCAUCUGCAGCUUCAACUUUGACUUGAUUCCCUGCUAUGCAGCUAUUAUGUUUACUGCAACAUCUUAAUUUAAAGUUUCUCCUCACACUCUAAAUGAGCUUGACAAGGUGAAGGUGAUGUGUCCUUGCUACAUGUCGCUCUGAGGCUGAUUUCUGAAUGAUAGACUUUGAUGUCAUGAACUAAUCCCCACUCAACUCAACUUAGUUUACAAAGAGAUGGGAAUACACAGAGUUAUGAAGUAACACUUUCCAAUGAAGGUUCUUGGUGUAACAAUUUCUUGAUGCAAUUUAUUUUUAUCUGUUACAGAGUUGAUCUUCUCUCCACUGAAAGCUGUUAUUAAAGCCUAACCCUGUGAUCCACAA